UAUUCCUACAUAUUCUAUAGUCUAUAUUUUAUAUUCUAUAUUCUAUAUUCUGUGUUUUGUAUAGUAGUAUACUGUAUUCAUAUUUUAUGGUCCACACUUAUAUUCAGCUAAAUAGAACAACAGCACCAAACCGGAGAGCGACAGCGGAACAGCCGACGCCAGCACCCUGAAAAAGCUUCGCGCGGCAAGUCCGCUUAUCUCCCUGCCCACCGCCUGGAUUAGUCUGUGCCUGGAUUAGUCUGCGCGUUGUAUAAGUAUGGACGAGGACGUGCUUUGUGCUGGUGUGGAUUGUAAAGAUGGAGGACGAGAAGAACGUGAUUGUGAGCUCGACUGAGCAGGAAGGUAGUGCACAGGAUGUUGGUGAACAGAAGCCAGAAGCAAACAAAGAACUGCUCGAGGACCAGACAAAUCUGCUCCCGUUCGGCCAGCUGAUAUCGGUCUUUGCAGCGAUAUGUCUCUCGCUCUUUGUGUCUUACAUCGACCAGUCGUCGCUCGGAAACAUGCUGCCCACAAUCGGCCGCGACCUCAACGCCGAGACGACGAUCUCGUGGGCGGCCACCGCGACGAUGAUUGCAAACACGACCUUUCAGGUGCUGUAUGGCCGGUUAUCAGACAUCUUUGGGAGGAAGUAUAUUUUUCUGUCGGCGGUGCUGCUGCUGUUUGUCGCGGAUUUACUCUGCGGGUUUGCAAAGACUGCCGCGCAGUUCUACGUCUUUCGCGGGUUCAGCGGUAUCGCUGCGGGCGGGAUUAACGCGCUCGCGAUGAUCCUCGUCUCGGAUAUCGUCACGCUGCGGCAGCGCGGCAAGUAUCAGGGAUUCAUCGCGACCACGAUCGGGAUCGCAAACACGGUCGGUCCGUUUAUCGCCGCGGGCCUGAUCGACCACGCGAACUGGCGCGUGCUGUUUUACAUUGUCGCGCCGUGUGCGCUGGUGUCGAUGGUUGUCUCGUGGUUCAUCGUCCCGCUCAAGUUCACGCCGGGGGAUUAUAAGGCCAAGAUCCGGAAGGUGGACGGGCUGGGGAUCCUGCUGUCGUCGAUCGCGGUGAUUUUCAUCCUGAUACCCGUGAACAGCGGCGGCGUGGAGUGGGCGUGGAACAGCGGCUUUGUGAUUUCGUUUUUCGUGAUUGGCGGGCUUGCUGCGGUCGGGUUUAUAUACGUGGAGAAGAAAGUCGCGAGGCUGCCGAUGAUGCCGCUGCGGUUGUUCCACAGCAAGGUGCGGGCGGCGAUGUUUGUCCAGGUGUUUUUCACGGGCGCGGUGUAUUACGUGCAGAUCAAUUUCCUGCCGGUGUAUUUCCAGAACGCGCGGGGCUACUCGCGGAUGUUUUCGGCGGUGAUGUUGCUGGCGAUGGUAGUCCCGCAGGCGGUGAUGUCUACCUGCGCGGGGCUGAUUAUGUCGCGGACCGGCAAGUACGCGAUGAUUGUGCGGACGGGGUCGGUGCUGCUUGUAGCUGCGACGUCGAUCCAGCUCGGGAUCUACAACGACACGACGGCGUCGGGCGUGCUUGCGAUUCCGCUGGUUAUUCAGAGCCUGGGGAUCGGGUGCACGUUCCAGCCGGUGCUGGUUGCGUUGCAGGCGAACGCGCCGAAGGCUGAUCGGGCGGUGAUUGUGUCGGUGCGGAAUCUAGUGCGGUCGCUGGGCGCGGCGGUGGGUCUUGCGAUUGCGUCAGCGCUGCUGUCGAAUGUGUUGCUGGCGAACGUUCCCGAGGGGAUUCCGGCGGAGAUGCAGGCGGCGAUGGCGAGCUCUGUGUUUGCGGUGCCGGAUCUGAGCGGGAGCAGUGCGGAGCAGGUGAGGAGGGUGAGGCAUGCGUAUAUGGUUGCGCAUCGGGCGGUGUUUGCGUUUUAUGUGCCGAUGACGGUGGUGUCGUUUGUGCUGUCGUUUUUUGUGAAGGAGAAUGGGUUGGAGAGGCAGGAGGAGAGGAGUAGUGGUAAUGAGGUGAAGAAGGAGGAUGUAUGAGAUAUGAUAGUAGAGUAUGAUGGAGUAUUAUUAAAUAAUCAAAUAACUAGUAUAAUCAAAUA
Messenger RNA from Myxozyma melibiosi, 2014 nucleotides. Its product is annotated as MFS multidrug transporter-like protein. Gene Ontology annotation, molecular function: transmembrane transporter activity. The transcript has a single exon. NCBI's taxonomy places the organism in Eukaryota, Fungi, Ascomycota, Lipomycetes, Lipomycetales, Lipomycetaceae. Gene Ontology annotation, biological process: transmembrane transport. The record is from RefSeq and is a predicted model, not a curated record. Gene Ontology annotation, cellular component: plasma membrane. Bases 297 to 1952 code for a protein of 551 amino acids.